AUGCUUCGACAGUGGGCCAGACAUUACGCCAAGCCGGCCAUCAAGGUGUCGUACGACGUGGGCAAGUUUGACCCCGAGCGGAUCCGAAAGGCCACAGAAAAGGCCAACGAGCUUCUCCGCAGAAUCAACGACGAAACCAACACUGAGCACCAAGUACAGAGAUCUGCCAAUGCCAGAAUAGACGAAGCACAGAGGUCCGGAUACAAGUCAUCAGUGGUGGACGACGAUUAUCUAGAUGUGCCCACGCAUCCGCAGCAGCAGGCAGAGCUUCUGAAAAGUCACCGCUAUAAAACUUCGUCCGAGAGAUAUGUGUACAACCAGGACGGAUCGGUCACAGAUCGACUACAACGGCCCCACAAACAGUCCAGACAGGCUCCACGGUAUCCUUUGCCGUCGCAGGACGAGCGGUUUUGGUCUCAGCUCGAGGACUUCGCAGGAUUAUUGGUGUUGAAGAACGAGAGUCCUGCUACCUCUUUAAGCUACAAGGCCCUUGCAGACUCUGUGGAGUCGAUCAACCUGUACCACAAUUCGCAUAUGGACCCCCGAUUCACCGAUCCGAACGAUUUCUCGCUUGUUUGUGACUACUAUUUAACCCGCAAACUGCAUUUACUAGAAAACAGGCUCCAUCCUGCGUUCACAGCAUCUUCUCUCGACCAGACCUCGGUAGCCAUAUUGGGCAUCACUAACAAAGGUUUUGCAGAAACAACAGACCCGCUUCAGCUGUUUGUGAACGCUCUGAAGCCGAAAUUCUCCAUCAUUUGCUGUACACUGAAUGUCCCCAAAUAUCCCGUUCUCACCCAACUGAGCCAGUCCAACGACCACAUCAAACAAAAUCUAUACACUCUUGCAUCUCUGGGACUCACCAAACCCCAAAAACUAGAAAACGGCUGGAUCGUGUUGAAAGGAGAAACUAAUUAG
Molecule: messenger RNA, 918 nt
Organism: Ogataea philodendri
Lineage: Eukaryota; Fungi; Ascomycota; Pichiomycetes; Pichiales; Pichiaceae
Exons: 1
Coding region: 1-918 (305 amino acids)
Source: RefSeq, a predicted model, not a curated record